GUUUGGGAUUUUGCUCACGUCCGAAGUCAGGCUGCGGCAGGAUUGGGAUGGGGGAGGCUUGGCGUCGGAGCGACUAAAGAGAGGAGCGCUUGAACCCGAAGGGGGUACUUCUGCAAGCUUUUUCCCCUCCCAAACACCCUUUUUAAAAAGCCAACGGCCGCCCUGGGAGAGGCCCCUGCGCAUGAAUCAUCCUCGCUUCCUGCCCCCGCCCGGCCCCGCGAUCCGGGUGCCGCGGAUUUGAACUGGACGCCGACGGGAACCCGCAAACAGGCAUUUCUUUGCAGAUGGGUUUGAAUCAGCCAAUCACAGCCCGCGGGGGCCCGCUCCGGGAGGAUGGAGGCGCGGUUGGGGGGGCCGCCACCCGAGGGCCCCCGCCCCGCCAGGGGGGGUGCGGCGACCGGGCCUGCUCCCAACGGCGCGGCGGGGGAGGAAGUGUCAGUUUGUGAACCUGCCGCGGGCCCGGGCCCCAGGCCCGGCGGGCAGGGACCUUGCAGCGCCCGGGAGCCAGGUGGCAGGGAGAAGGCAGAGAUUUGGACUGCACACCCUGCCCGGUGCCUGCGCGGUCUGCCCUGGAGAAAAGAGAGGAAUGGGGGGGGGGGUGACGGGGCGGGGGCGGGAGGGGAGGCAAGAGGGGACGUGGCCGCGCCACCAUCUGGAGAGUGAAGACCCCAGCAAGGCCCUGCCUGCCCCAGGGCCCUUGACAUGCACACACAUGUAUUCCAUUUCAUAUGCUCACUGACAUAAGGCUGUAGACAUCAAACACAAUCUCACAGGAGUACACACACACUUACAGGGAAAAAGGACUCUCUCCCUGUCUACAGGUAAUCAUAACACCAGGUGCCCAGCGUCUUGGCAGAGGAGGAGGGGACCAGAGUAGCGGGUGCAGGGAACAGAGGGAUGCUGUGUUUUUGGCUUAGUGGAGAGUGUGUGGAGGGGCCUGGAGCCAGGUGAGCCCAGAUUGAGGAGGAGGGGGCCGUGGGGGGGCUUUGAAUGCCAUUGGAGGUACUGGGGAGCCACAGAAGGUUUCUGGGAGAAUAAGAAGAUGGGAAUUGAUGGCCCUGAGGAAGAGUCUGGUGGGGAGGCAGGAAACAGGGAGUGGCCUGUUUAGCACUGGGCGCUGGUGGUUCCAUUCCGAAUCCCAGGUGCCCAGCAUAGGUGAGUGGGCACAAGGCUCAGGAAACAGUUAUUGAAUGAAUGAAUGGCCCAGGCAAGAUGAGGCCUGAACUGAGACCAGGACAGGGGGAUGGAAAAGAGGAGUAGGGUGCCAGAAGUCACUGUGCUUGGCUGCUGUGGCAACUCAUCGGUUGGAGAAAUCUAAGAUGCUUGGGGGUCUGGGGACCAUAGUAGUACCAUUAGCAGGAAGAAGUGAAAGCAAUGGGAGCGGCACAUUUUGUAGGAUGGUGAGAGACAGAUGUGGAGAGGUUGGCAUGGCAAUGACUUCACUGCUUGGAGCCGGUUUGCAUCUGAGUAAAAGCAUAAGUGAGUUUAAAUGUCCCAGAAUUGGUUUCCAUUAAAUCAUCCCAUAAUUGAGAACAGAAAAGGAGAUUACAGAAGACACAGAUGGCCAAGUCUAUACCAGUUCACAAGCCACCCAGGAGUUUUCCUCUCCAGUGUCAGUGGAAGCUGAUGGAGAAUCGAGGUCUGGACCCAGGGACUCGGGACUCCUAUGGUGCCACCAGCCACCUCCCCAACAAGGGGGCCCUGGCAAAAGCCAAGAACAACUUCAAAGACCUGAUGUCCAAGCUGACAGAGGGCCAGUAUGUGCUGUGCCGGUGGACAGAUGGACUGUAUUAUCUCGGGAAGAUCAAGAGGGUCAGCAGUUCUAAGCAAAGCUGCCUUGUAACUUUUGAAGAUAACUCCAAAUACUGGGUCUUGUGGAAGGACAUACAGCAUGCUGGUGUUCCAGGAGAGGAACCUAAGUGCAACAUCUGCCUGGGGAAGACAUCAGGACCACUGAAUGAGAUCCUCAUCUGUGGGAAGUGUGGCCUGGGUUACCACCAGCAGUGCCACAUCCCCAUAGCGGGCAGUGCCGACCGGCCCCUGCUCACACCUUGGUUCUGCCGACGCUGCAUCUUUGCGCUGGCUGUGCGGAAAGGCGGCGCGCUGAAGAAGGGCGCCAUCGCCAGGACCCUGCAGGCUGUGAAGAUGGUGCUGUCCUACCAGCCCGAGGAGCUGGAGUGGGACUCGCCCCACCGCACCAACCAGCAGCAAUGCUACUGCUACUGCGGCGGGCCGGGAGAAUGGUACCUGCGGAUGCUGCAGUGUUACCGGUGCAGGCAGUGGUUCCACGAGGCCUGCACCCAGUGUCUCAAUGAGCCCAUGAUGUUCGGAGACCGGUUCUACCUGUUUUUCUGCUCCGUGUGCAACCAGGGCCCAGAGUACAUCGAGAGGUUGCCCCUGCGAUGGGUCGAUGUGGUUCACCUGGCCCUCUACAACCUGGGGGUGCAGAGCAAGAAGAAGUACUUUGACUUUGAGGAGAUUCUGGCCUUUGUCAACCACCACUGGGAGCUCCUGCAGCUUGGCAAGCUCACCAGCACCCCCGUGACGGACCGAGGACCGCAUCUCCUCAACGCUCUGAACAGUUAUAAAAGCCGGUUCCUCUGCGGCAAGGAGAUCAAGAAGAAGAAGUGCAUCUUCCGCCUGCGCAUCCGCGUCCCGCCCAACCCCCCCGGGAAGCUGCUGCCCGACAAGGGCCUGGUGCCCACUGAGAACGGCGCCUCUGAGCUGCGUAAGAGAGGAAAGAGCAAGCCUGGUUUGUUGCCUCAUGAAUUCCAGCAGCAGAAAAGGCGAGUUUAUAGAAGAAAAAGAUCAAAGUUUUUGCUGGAAGAUGCUAUCCCCAGUAGUGACUUUACCUCGGCCUGGAGCACCAACCACCACCUGGCCAGCAUAUUUGACUUCACGCUGGAUGAGAUACAGAGUUUAAAAAGCGCCAGCUCAGGCCAGACCUUCUUCUCCGACGUGGACUCCACCGACGCUGCCAGCACCUCCGGCUCCGCUUCCACCAGCCUUUCCUACGACUCCAGACGGACAGUGGGCAGCCGCAAGAGGAAGCUGGCAGCCAAAGCGUACAUGCCACUGCGGGCAAAGCGGCGGGCGGCCGAGCUGGGUGGACGCUGCCCCUCCGACAGCAGCGCGGAGGGGGCCUCAGGCCCCGAGCGGCCCGACGAGGGCAUCGACAGCCACACGUUCGAGAGCAUCAGUGAAGAUGACUCGUCCUUGUCCCACCUCAAGUCAUCCAUCACCAACUACUUUGGCGCAGCCGGGCGGUUAGCCUGUGGGGAGAAGUACCAGGUGCUGGCUCGGAGGGUCACGCCCGAGGGCAAGGUUCAGUACCUGGUGGAGUGGGAAGGGACUACCCCUUACUGACCAGCCCCCACAGGAUGCCAGCAGUCCUGGAAACCAAAGGGGAGACAGCGGAAGCCACAGGCUCCCCAGUUCUCUCCAGGC
Messenger RNA from Balaenoptera ricei (Rice's whale), 3447 nucleotides. It is a transcript of the gene PHF19, whose product is annotated as PHD finger protein 19. Lineage: Eukaryota; Metazoa; Chordata; Mammalia; Artiodactyla; Balaenopteridae. Gene Ontology annotation, molecular function: chromatin binding; DNA binding. The coding region runs from base 1561 to 3366 and encodes 601 amino acids. Gene Ontology annotation, biological process: chromatin organization; regulation of DNA-templated transcription. The transcript has 15 exons. The record is from RefSeq and is a predicted model, not a curated record. Gene Ontology annotation, cellular component: nucleus.